This is a messenger RNA of Sinocyclocheilus rhinocerous, 1608 nucleotides long. It is a transcript of the gene chchd4b, whose product is annotated as coiled-coil-helix-coiled-coil-helix domain containing 4b. Gene Ontology annotation, molecular function: protein-disulfide reductase activity. Gene Ontology annotation, cellular component: mitochondrial intermembrane space. The record is from RefSeq and is a predicted model, not a curated record. Gene Ontology annotation, biological process: protein import into mitochondrial intermembrane space. Lineage: Eukaryota; Metazoa; Chordata; Actinopteri; Cypriniformes; Cyprinidae. Bases 376 to 828 code for a protein of 150 amino acids. The transcript has 3 exons.
AAUUUAAGUGUUCGUGACUAAAGUCGUUUAAACUUCUCAUUUUAAACAGUACUGUUCUAUUCAUUUCCUAAAGCCUAAACUUAAAAGAAUGAUGGGUUUAUUAUUUUCUUACAGGCAAUCUGAGAGGCAAAAAUUUGGGGUCCUCGUCUACUGUUUAUGACGUCAUGAUAUUUGAUUUGAUAACGUGGGUUGAAAGCUGCAUGACCAAAGAAUGACCGUAGGACGGAUAGAUAGAGGGUGAUAUUUGCUGGUGAACAGGGAAUUUUUGGAGUUGAUGCCGCAAAAUAUUGAUGAUAAAGCGCUGGAAAAUCAGCGCACGCACUUCAUUGUAUCUGCUUUUGCGACAUUUACUUUACAAUUUCAGUAUAGAAAGAAAUGACCACAGUCAACGAGGAAGGGAAGGACCGAGUCAUAUUUGUUACCAAGGAAGAACAUGAAAUUCCUAGCACUGUGAAACUGGAUGAGGAGGAUGCAAAUGAGGACCAUGAAGAAAAAGGUCUCAUCUUGCCGAGUGGUGAGAUAAAUUGGGACUGUCCGUGUUUAGGGGGGAUGGCAAGUGGAGUGUGUGGCGAGCAGUUUAAGACUGCAUUCACCUGCUUCCACUUUAGUCAAGAAGAGGUGAAGGGUUCGGACUGUCUGGAGCAGUUCAGCAGCAUGCAGGAGUGUUUUCGGCAUCAUCCUGAACUCUUCCCUCAGGAAGAUGAUCUUCAAAGUGCCAAUCCUGGAUCAAACGCAGAACAAAAAGACUCCCCUUCCAUCUCUGACUUCAGCACAAGCAAAGAGUCUGACACGAAUGAUAUGCCUUCACAGCUGCCCGUAGCUAGUUAAAAUUGGAGAACAACCGAUUUCCAUCUCUUGUUCCACUUAUUUUGUUUUACUUUAAUCUAUUUAUAUCUGUUUUUAAGAUGAGACAUAAAGGUAACAAUAUAUGGACUAUAUAUUUUUCCAACACAUUUUUUGAUGAACGUGGUCUUAAAAAAUGGUGAGACAUCCAGAAAAAGGAACCAUAUAUAGGAUAGAUGUUUUGUUGAACUCUCUAUAGUGUGUUCUGAAAAAUAUCAACUUCAUAUUUAUACAUUUUGUGUUCUUCUUUCUUUUCUUUUUUAUACUCCUUUUUCAUUUUUUGUUCUAUUUUGUUCCUAUAAUCACCUUAAUCCCAGUGUAACUUUGUUACAAAUUGACGUGUGAAAGUGUGUGAUUUAAAGUCUGCUGAGAUUAACGUGUGUCAGACAUGGUAAUUGAGUGAGUACAAGUAUUUGCGUGUAAAAUGUGAUAUCAAUUUUAUAUUGUUUGGCCAUUUAAGUAUAUAUGUAUAUAACUUUGUGCUGCUUUAGUCAAACAGUAUCAAAGUAAUUUAAGGGAGGUUAAUGAAUCACCUUUCACAUUGGGUCCAAAAGUUUGAGAUUACAUAAAAGGUUGAAAUGUAAAAUCUUUGAUUCAAAACAUACUGUCUAACAUCUGUAUAUCAGGAGAUAUUAAAUAAAGUCAUACAGAUUUGGAAUGACAUGAGGCUGAGUAAAUGGUGACAGAAUUUUUUCUUCUCAGUUCUAGCAAAUUCUGUCAGUCAAGGCUCUACUGACAUAUUUAAAUGAGAUCUGUUAAAAAAAA